AGAGACACUCAAACAGUUUGUGUGAGUCUACCUGCUGAGGUUUGACGUUCUACCUCACUGCGCACUGACACCAGUUUCAUCAUGAAUGAUAAUCAGGCUCAUGUUCCCACCUAUGACAACAUCGCGUAUCAGCACGAUGAAGUCAGACACCCACCAUACAACCCACAACAGAGUAUAUACCCCACCGUCCCUCAUCAGACCCCCAGCUAUGUCGCCACCGCUCCGAGUCCCAUCAACACACACCAGACUGUAACACCUGGAAUACCUCAGAACACAGGACAAACGAAAGGUAGAAAGAAAUGCCACGGGAAAAUCAUUCUGUGUGCGUCCCUGUGUGUGCUCCUUGUCCUGGCAGUUAUCGCACUCCUGCUCUGGUACUUCUUAUAUUACCAGUGUUUACUGGGGAGGUCGUGUCAGACUGGAGGGAAGUGUCUGAGUAUGUCUCAGUGGUGUGACGGAGUGAAGGACUGUACUCAUGGAGAAGAUGAAGCUCGGUGCUUUCGGCUUCGUGGGACAAACUUCCUGCUGGAAAGUUUCUCCUCUGACAACCAGAAGUGGAUGCCGGUGUGCGCUGAAAACUGGGACAACAACUAUGGGCGAGCUGUGUGUGAACACAUCGGAUACAAGAGGACUGAUUAUGUGUCCUCCACACAAACCAACGCAGGAUCUGUGGCCUCUGACGGGUACAUGAAGCUGAAGUCUGAAAGUAACCACGGCUCACGCAUACAGUCACAGCUCAUGCACAGCAAGGGUUGCUCAGUCAGAGCUGUCAGCCUUAAAUGUAUUGAAUGUGGUGAGAGUUCAGCAGCACCCAGCUCUCGUAUCGUCGGUGGUACGGAGGCAGUGAACGGGGCCUGGCCGUGGCAGGUCAGUCUCCAAAUUGAUGGUCAACACGCUUGUGGGGGCUCCAUUAUCAGCCCUGAAUGGAUCCUCUCUGCUGCACACUGCUUCCAAGAUGCUUUCUCCUAUACUGGAAGGUGGCGAGUAUACUCUGGUGACGUGAGCUUGAUCAGAAUGAGCCUUGGUGACAGCAAAACUGUCCGCAAAAUCAUCACUCAUGAAAAGUUUGACACGCUAACGAAUGACAAUGACAUUGCUCUCUUAAAGCUCAGUUCACCUCUGACUUUUUCAAACAUGGUGAGGCCUGUGUGUCUGCCCAACAUCAACGUUGUCCUCUCUGCUGAACGUCAGGCCUGGAUUACAGGAUGGGGAGCUUUACGCUCAUCUGGACCAUCCCCGGACAAAAUGAAUCAGGCUCAGGUGACCAUUUACAAAAGAGAGACCUGUAACAUACCUCAGGUGUUGGACGGACAAGUCAGCGAGACGAUGAUCUGUGCCGGUAAACUGGAGGGAGGAGUCGAUUCGUGUCAGGGUGACAGUGGAGGACCCCUGGUGGUCAAGGAGGGGAAUGUAUGGUGGCUGGCAGGGGACACCAGCUGGGGGAUUGGAUGUGCUUGGAGGAACAAGCCAGGUGUCUACGGCAACGUUACCUAUUUUAUCGACUGGGUGUAUACACAAAUGCAGAAUGAGUGACUGAUGAGUUCCUGGUCAACAUGAAGAUAAACCCACAUUUUGUAUGAAUCGGCCGUUCUUACCUUCGAACAGACUAUGCACUUUAAAUCUAAGGCUCUGAGGAAACUUACUGAUCAAGAAACAUUUUUUUUAAUAAAAUAAAAACACAAAGCCGAAGGAAUGUAUAAAUGAAAUGGAUGCGAUCUUUAAUUGUUUUUUAUAGUCUAGCUCAGCUUAAAUGUUUGUCUUGAACAGAAUCAAACUAUUUAUUUGCAGUAAUAAAACAACAUUUGCUCAAAGAG
This is a messenger RNA of Labrus bergylta (ballan wrasse), 1814 nucleotides long. RefSeq names its product transmembrane serine protease 2 (gene tmprss2). The record is from RefSeq and is a predicted model, not a curated record. Gene Ontology annotation, molecular function: protein binding; serine-type endopeptidase activity. Gene Ontology annotation, cellular component: membrane. Gene Ontology annotation, biological process: protein autoprocessing. Lineage: Eukaryota; Metazoa; Chordata; Actinopteri; Labriformes; Labridae.